Porites lobata is the source of this 339-nucleotide messenger RNA. NCBI's taxonomy places the organism in Eukaryota, Metazoa, Cnidaria, Anthozoa, Scleractinia, Poritidae. The record is from the annotation of a GenBank genome assembly.
AUGCUUUGGGCUGCCUGCUGUCUCGGGUUUUUUGGUUUCUUACGUGCUGGUGAGUUUACUGUCAACUCUCCCUUCAAUCCUGACAUCCACCUUGCUGUCAGUGAUGUCCAAGCAGAUUCCCUAGUCAAUCCUAGCAGCUUCAGGAUUCAUAUUAAGUGCUCUAAGACGGACCCCUUUCGCCAAGGUUGCCAUAUUUACAUUGGUGCUGGUAAACGUGAUCUCUGCCCUGUGCGCGCCCUUACCCAGUAUCUACACGUCCGUGGCUCAACUCCUGGCCCACUCUUCCUUCUCUCUGAUGGCACCCCUCUACAUCGCCAAUGGCUGACAUCCAGUAUUCAG